AUGAAAAAACAAACUCUCAUUAGUAGUCUUUGUAAACGAAAAUACCAAGAAAAUGAUGAUUUGGGUGCAACUCCUAGUUCAAAUAUUAUUGACGAUAAGCAAGAAAAUGAAGAUAUUGGUCCAAAUUCAAAGAAUGAUAUUGAUAUGCAAGAAAAUGAAGACAUCAGACCAACUCCAAGUCCAAUUAUUACUUUGGCUUCAAGUCCUUCAACACGAAACAAAAUCGAUUUGAAUGAUCUUCCUUCGGAUCCCUCCGAUAGACCGCCUAUUACUAGUUAUCAUCUAAAUCAAAUAUACGACAUAAGAAGAGCGUAUCUUGUUAAAAAGGCUUUUCAACCACGAGGUCAUCACUUUAAAUGGACAAACUAUUCUAGUGGCCGAAGACGUUUUAAUGUUAAAUGGUUUGAUAAAUAUCAUUGGUUGGAGUAUAGCACUAAACAGGAAAAAGCAUAUUGUUUAUAUUGUUACUUGUUUAAUGAAAGUGUUGGUAAUAAAGGUGGAAGAGAGACUUUUGUAAGUGAAGGAUUUUGUAAUUGGAGUAAACCGGGUGCCUUAAAAGAACAUGUUGGGUUAGUUAAUAGCAUACAUAAUAAGGCGGCGCAAAAAUGUGAAAAUCUUUUGAACCAAAAGCGAUCCUAUGAUGCGAAUGAAAAAAGGCGUAACAAGGAAAGAAGGAUUGGAAAUCAGUAUCGAUUAAUGGGUGUGAACAACCCGGAUAUUGGUAAGUACACUUUAGGGAAGGCCAAGAAGAAUAAUAAGUUGACAGCUCCAUCGAUUCAAAAAGAGAUUGCCGAUUGCUAUGCGAAAGAAGUAACCAAAAUGAUUUGUGAAGAAAUUAAAGACGAUGUCUUUGGGCUAUUAGUAGAUGAGUCUAGCGACGUGUCUUUAAAGGAACAAAUGGCCGUAGUUGUGAGAUAUGUCGAUAAGGUCGGAGUACUUAAAGAGAGUUUAAUUGGAGUUGCUCAUGUGAGGAAUACAUAUUCUUUAACUCUUAAAGAAGCCAUCGUGUCUUUAUUAGCCGAUAACCAUUUAAGCAUAAAUCAAGGGUCAAGGUUAUGA
This is a messenger RNA of Helianthus annuus (common sunflower), 1059 nucleotides long. RefSeq lists its product as uncharacterized. The transcript is spliced from 3 exons. NCBI's taxonomy places the organism in Eukaryota, Viridiplantae, Streptophyta, Magnoliopsida, Asterales, Asteraceae. Bases 1 to 1059 code for a protein of 352 amino acids. The record is from RefSeq and is a predicted model, not a curated record.